Messenger RNA from Cladophialophora immunda, 1587 nucleotides. RefSeq lists its product as uncharacterized. NCBI's taxonomy places the organism in Eukaryota, Fungi, Ascomycota, Eurotiomycetes, Chaetothyriales, Herpotrichiellaceae. The transcript has a single exon. The coding region runs from base 1 to 1587 and encodes 528 amino acids. The record is from RefSeq and is a predicted model, not a curated record. Gene Ontology annotation, molecular function: monooxygenase activity; iron ion binding; oxidoreductase activity, acting on paired donors, with incorporation or reduction of molecular oxygen.
AUGAUUGACAAAACGCUCAAAUUCUUAGUGGGCCAUGCCCAAGAAUCUCCCAUCGCAUUCGUGGCAUACUUCGCAGCAGCUUCCGCCCUUCUAUAUCUGCUUAUCACCGAGAUUCAAAGACACCAGGCACGCAUUCCAGGUUUUGAUGGCCCUUCAGGGUUGCCCAUGAUCGGCAAUAUCCAUCAGAUUCGCGUCAACGCAGCAGAGCAGUACCGGCUGUGGUCCCAAAAAUAUGGCCAUGUGUACCAGAUCAUGUUGGGCAACGUCCCCGUCAUAGUGGUGAACGGCAGCAAAGCCGCACGCGAGAUCUUCGGGGCGAACUCCCAGGCACUGGCCUCCAGACCGGAGUUCUACACUUUUCAUAAGGUGGUGAGCUCUACGAGCGGGACGACGAUAGGAACAUCCCCAUUUUCGGAGUCUUUAAAGAGGAGAAGAAAAGGUGCAGCCUCAGCCCUGAACAAACCGAGUGUCGCAACGUACAUCCCGCACAUCGAUGUCGAGACCCGAGAUUUCUUGAACGAGUUCCUGACUUAUGGAGAUGGGGGACGGACUCCUGUGGACCCGAUGCCCAUGAUUCAACGCCUUUCGCUGUCGCUGGCACUAACCUUGAAUUGGGGGACUCGUAUGGCAUCUCAGAACGACGAACUGUUUGGGGAAAUUACACACGUCGAGGAAGAGGUGUCCAAAUUCCGCUCCACCACGGGCAACCUGCAGGACUACAUUCCGCUUCUACGACUGAACCCCUUCAGCUUCGGAAGUGCCCACGCCCGCGACAUGCGACGCCGAAGAGACGUGUAUCUGAAGAAGCUGAAUGACGACUUGGACGACAGGAUGGCGAAAGGGACCCAUCAACCUUGCAUCCAAGCGAACGUCAUCCUCGACAAGGAAGCGAAGCUCAACAACGAGGAACUCGUCUCCAUCUCUCUGACCAUGCUCUCGGGCGGGUUGGACACGCUCACGACCUUGGUCGCGUGGUCGAUGGCGCUUCUUGCCCAGCGGCCCGAAAUCCAGCAGAAGGCUCUCGAGGAGAUCCGCAAGGUGUACCCGCAGGAUCAGAUUCUCUGCGACGCGUACGACGACCAAUCCAUCCCGUACAUCGUGGCUCUCGUCCGAGAGUUGCUCCGAUACUACACGGUCCUGCGACUCAGCCUGCCGCGCGGCACCGUCAAGGAUGUCGUAUACAACGGCCACACGAUCCCCUCCGGGAGCGUCGUCUUCCUCAACGCCUGGGCCUGCAACAUGGACCCGGAAGUCUGGGCGGAUCCCUUCACCUUCCGCCCCGAGCGCUGGCUCGAGAACCCCGACGCCCCGCUCUUCACGUACGGCCUCGGGUACCGGAUGUGCGCGGGCAGUCUCCUGGCGAACCGCGAGAUGUACACGAUCUAUCUGCGGCUGCUCAGCGCGUUUGAGAUCAAGGACGUUCGCCCGGCCGACGGGACCGGCGAGGUCGAGACGCACCCCGUGAAAGGCGUGCAGGAUCAGACGCAGCUUGUCAGCGUCCCCCGACGGUACACGGUCCGCGUGGUGCCCAGGGACGAAGAGAUCUUGAGGAGGGCCUUGAACGAAUACGAUGAAAAGCAUUCUUGA